AUGUCCGUGGGUCUUCCCACUCUGCUCUAUCUCGAAAGUCUCCCCCCACCUGUUAUCACAGCUCAGCCUGGAACUAGGAUACCAUAUAAGGAACCAGUGACCAUCCAGUGCCAAGGACCUCCAGACGCUGCAGCCUAUGAGAUACACAAAUCUAAAGCAGUUAUAAGUUCGGAAAGCGGUAUAUUUAUGGAAACUGAGAACACCAGCACUUUAUCUAUCCAAGAGAUGAAACCAUACUGGACAGGACUGUACGGCUGUUCCUAUAAGAGUGGAGGACACAGGUCACCGUACAGUGAUACCCUGCAUUUAGUUCUGACAGGAUAUUAUGACAAACCCACACUCAUGAGCAUGAGUGACAUGGAGGUGGCUUCAGGAGACAAUGUGAAGUUACGGUGUUUCUCCAAAAUCAAGUUUGAUAUAUUUAUUCUCACCAAAGAAGAUGCACCUCAGUUCACCAUAAGAAAACGUUCCACAGCCCAGGAAAAUGAACAACAGACCACCUUCCAACUGGACCCUGUCACCUCCACACAGGCAAGGACCUACAGGUGCUACGGUGGCUUCUACAAAGACAUCGAUGUGUGGUCUCACCCCAGCGACCCACUGCAGCUUGAGGUCAGAGGAUCUUAUGACAAACCCACACUCUCCAGCAUGAGUGGCACGGUGGUGGCUUCAGGGCACAAUGUGAGGUUACAGUGUUUCUCCAGAAUCAGGUUUGAAGCAUUUAUUCUCACCAGAAAAGAUGCACCUCAGUUCACCCAGAGAAAAAGCUCCACAGCCCAGGACAAUGGACAGCAGUCCACCUUCCACCUGGGCCGUGUCACCUCCACAGAGGCAGGGACCUACAGGUGCUACGGUGUCCUCAGCGAAGACCCCAAUGUGUGGUCUCACCCCAGCGAGCCAUUGCAGCUUGAGGUCAGAGGACCUGCUGGUGGGAGUGUAUCCCCAGUGAACCAAGUCCGGCUGAGUCUGGCUGGCCUGGUUCUCUUGGCCCUGGUGGUGGUGUUGGCAGAGGCCUGCUACAGCCACAAGCGGUCCUUCCCUGGACUCAGAUGA
Messenger RNA from Pipistrellus nathusii (Nathusius's pipistrelle), 1053 nucleotides. NCBI's taxonomy places the organism in Eukaryota, Metazoa, Chordata, Mammalia, Chiroptera, Vespertilionidae. The record is from the annotation of a GenBank genome assembly.